AUGGUUUCGAAAACCAAGCAAGCUGCUACUGCAGCAGCAAGAAAGGCGGCUGCAAGCAUGCGUGCAGCCGGAGAGAGUACUUCUCACACAUCAGCAGCAGGCGAUUCGUCUCCUGUAGUUGUGAACAGUCCAAGUGGUGAGUCACCACGUGCGACAGAUACAUCCGUUGCGUCUGCAGCGGGUGCCACGAGUCGUAAUCAAGACGAGUCUAAGAUAGAGCUCAUCUAUUCUGGCGAGUCGGAUGAUGCAUCCGACUCGAAGGCGACGCUUCACGCCUCCGGAUCACCCGGAGCGGACACUGCAAGAGCCAGGUUGACUGGCUCUGGUCAACGCGGCAGUAUCAUGUCCGAGAUCUUCGGAUCGAGUGAUUAUUCCGACGAAUCUUCGCCUCACGGAAAUCCAUCCAACGAUAGGACGCGUAGGAAUGGUAGUGAUGCACCUAUAAAUUACCACGAGCGAAGUAGUUCAAAGAAUCAUGGUAACACUGGUGUCAGCGCUCAGGCUGACACCAGUCAAGAGGCCAGGGACCGAAAUGUCCUGCGCCACGCUCCCCAAGUGGAGUCUCCGUGGAUGCCGUCACCCAAGGAGUUGACCCGGUUGGCCGGCACGACUACCGAACGGUCCCAAAUCCCCUUGUUCGAUUGCAGGAAGAUUUGCCCACCUGAUUCCAGCACGGAAUCUAUCCGUGCUGAGGAAAAGUUCUUUACCGAUGCGUUCCUCAAACAUCGGUGGUGCAAUGGUUGCCGUGUCCGAGAAGGCAAAGCUUUAGUGCACGGAUGGAAUGCCCUCAUCCACAACAUCGAGCGCAUUGGCCGUGAGGCCUGGUUCGCCAAACUUGAUGCAGCUCGCAUCAGGUUUGAGAAACGCAACCCAGUCCGGGCGCGACACAAGUUGCACCGACUGUCAAGAAAGGCAGGAUUAUCCUGUCUUUCUUGGGGACACUCGUGUUCAGGUUUCCUGGACAGCUCGAACCGUUCCCCUAGGGAGGCCUUCCUCCCUAUUGAUCCCUACUGGAGGGCACGCAACUCUUUCGAGAUGGCCGAAGGGUAUUGA
This is a messenger RNA of Peronospora matthiolae, 1053 nucleotides long. The record is from the annotation of a GenBank genome assembly. NCBI's taxonomy places the organism in Eukaryota, Oomycota, Peronosporomycetes, Peronosporales, Peronosporaceae.